This is a messenger RNA of Ornithodoros turicata, 2348 nucleotides long. RefSeq names its product beta-galactosidase-like. Gene Ontology annotation, biological process: carbohydrate metabolic process. Gene Ontology annotation, cellular component: vacuole. The transcript is spliced from 5 exons. Lineage: Eukaryota; Metazoa; Arthropoda; Arachnida; Ixodida; Argasidae. Gene Ontology annotation, molecular function: beta-galactosidase activity. Bases 61 to 2205 code for a protein of 714 amino acids. The record is from RefSeq and is a predicted model, not a curated record.
CAUAAGCAAGAGAACGCGCGAGGGUUUAUCCUAUUUCGACGUUCCUUCGACUUAGACAAGAUGAAAUCCCGCACCCGUACCAGUAGGAAGGUGUACCAACGAGGCUCUUUGCUUAUCCUUAUCCUCGUCCUAUGUUGCGCCAUUCUUCAAGCUAAAUGGCCCACGGGGAAGUCUUCGCCCAUCGAACUGUGGAGGACAGGCCACGUUAAGGAAAGCUUGUUUGGAAGUGCCCCUGAAGACGGAGCGGAUAAAGUGAACAAACAAGUAUCACAAAGACUUCACAAACAGCAGGAGGAUGCGGACAGCCAACAGAGCAAAACGUCUAAAAAAGAACGAAAUUUCACCAUCGACUAUCAAAACAAUGUAUUCCUCAAAGACGGGGAACCUUUCCGCAUCAUUGCCGGUGCCAUACAUUACUUCAGAGUACCGAAACCCUACUGGAAGGACCGCCUGCGCAAGAUGAAAGCCGCCGGUGUGAACGCGGUUGAGACAUACGUGGAAUGGAGCGGCCAUGAACCGCAACCAGGAUCUUACAACUUCGUCGGCAUGUAUGACAUUGAAGAUUUCAUCAAGACAGCGCAGUCACUCGACCUUCUAGUCAUACUUCGGCCCGGCCCAUACAUAUGCGCAGAGCGAGAGAACGGUGGUCUGCCUUACUGGCUGCUGGGAAAGAAUGCAAAGAGAACACUUCGGAGAUCGCUCAAGCCUUACAUUUUUGCGGUUGACAAAUGGUUUGGUGUCUUAGGACCACUUAUUGCCCCUCUUCUGUACCACAAUGGAGGUCCGAUUAUCAUGGUUCAAAUUGAAAACGAGUAUGGAACUUCUUUAGCACAUGACUUUUCCUACAUGAAGCAUCUCGUCACUGUAUGGAGGUUGCAUUUAGGUCCUCACGUACCGCUGUUUACAACUGACGGCGCGGAAAAGGAAGCACUAAACUACGGCACCGUGAAGGGAGCUCUGGCGACUGUGGACUUUAAACCUGGUUUUGACGUUCAAGAAGCAUGGCAGCUUGCUCAAGAAGCAAAUCAUGGGAAAGGACCAUUUGUAGUUGGCGAGUUCUACACCGGUUGGUUCGAUCGUUGGGGAGAUAGACAUGCAAGAAUUGACAAUGCUGUAUUUGUCAGAACGCUCGAAGAAAUACUCAAACGGAACGGAUCUGUCAUAUUCUACAUGUUUCACGGGGGUACCAACUUCGGGUUUAGCAAUGGCGCCCAUCCUCCACCGCAAACGACUAGUUACGACUAUGCAGCCCCGCUCUCUGAAGCCGGGGAUCCGACCGAUCUGUACUUUGACAUCGUCGAUGUCAUUUCAAGGUACGGCGUAGGUCGUCCGACGGAUUUGCCAGUGCCGUCUGCCAAGCUCAACUAUGGAAGUGUGAAGAUGUCAUGCGGGCCUUCUUUGAUAAGCACCAUGAAGCAUUUCAGAAGGAUAAACAUGCUGAAAUCGAUUAAGUCUGUCCAGCCAAUGGGGUUUGAAGCAAUGGGACAGGACUACGGAUACGUCAUGUACACUACUACGAUUCCGUUUACGACGAAUCGAACGUCCAAGCUCAGCAUUCCUCGGUUUCGUGACCGAGCUUACGUCACCUAUGGAAGCUCAACCCGCGUCCUCGAACCUCAGCGGGACAUGCCUGCAACGAUUUCAGUGUCGAAAGGAGACACACUGACCAUCACUGUCGAAAACGCUGGGAGGGUCAACCACGGUGAAAAUAUAGGUGGGCAAAAGGGCAUCCUGCAUCACGUCACACUAGAUGACAAGAUGCUGACCCACUGGGUCAUGGAAGCUGUCCCCAUCACCAUAGACUCCCAGGUGCACGAACUUAUCAAGUUCAUCAACAACCCUGAGCACAACUGGGAACAUAACUGUACAACACCUGGUUUCUUCAGCGGUCGCUUUACGCUUCGAGAAGGCGAAGAUACUCUCGACACGUUCCUAGACCCUACAGGUUGGACGAAGGGCGUUGCUUUCAUUAACGGCUUCAACUUGGGAAGGUACUGGUCAGCUAGGGGACCGCAGGUGACGCUUUACCUUCCGGGUUGCUUUUUGAGACCUCACCCGCACGAAAACAACAUCCUCCUUCUGGAGAUGGAAGGCAUGAAGCUCGUCAACAUGUCUGUUAAGCUCACUGAUAAACAUAACAUCGACUGGCGACCACACCCAACAUCCACCACCCGUAGCUACGGCAAAGAGAGUAGGGGGGUAUAAAAGUGCUGUUACGUCUUUAGCAUUCACUGGUAAUGAUAAAGGGGCCGUUAUAUAUCUUUUCCUGGUCCUAUGUUUCUGUUUUGUGCAGGGCGGUAUCGCUCUGCUGUUGAACUGUUGACCGUGCAAUAAAAGUAAAGACAUAC